Coccidioides immitis RS is the source of this 1327-nucleotide messenger RNA. RefSeq lists its product as uncharacterized. Lineage: Eukaryota; Fungi; Ascomycota; Eurotiomycetes; Onygenales; Onygenaceae. Bases 227 to 724 code for a protein of 165 amino acids. The transcript is spliced from 3 exons. The record is from RefSeq and is a predicted model, not a curated record.
ACUAGGAUUUUUCGAUGCCAAUUUUGUACUCUUUCAAAAAAGUUCUCACAUAUAUCAGCUCAACCCCUCCUUUAUCUGUUGUCUUUGUUGUGAUCUUCUCUCCAACUCUUAGGGACAUGCCUAAUUUUACAUGACGGGACUCCAUUUUACUAUGGAUCUGAGGUUUCUGCCCCAGUCCUGGUUCAUGGAUCUCCAUGACGUCUCAGCCUUUUCUUUUCUUUGACAAAUGGUUCCUAGUAUAUUUAGCCUUGCAACGAUCUUUUCAAUUUUUCAAUUUUGUCAGGUUUUCUUGUCUAAAUUACAACUAUUUGGUAUAAGUUUUCAAGAGGUCCUCAAGUUGGUAUAUCCUUGUUCCUCAGUUUCAUUAGGCUGUGUCUUGAAGUCUUUAUCCCCUGAUUACCAUUCCUCCCAGAGAACAUCUUCCUCAUCACAGUUUAGCUCGUCCUGCUAUUCUAGGAACUUAAUCUAUUUGAUUGGCCAUGAUACCCACCAAGUGUACAAAGAAUCGAGUAUCACCGAAAACCCCAAGCCCCCAGCUUAUCCCAGAGCUUACCUCUCCUCCCUGGCAUCAAUCGGGGAGUGCAUUAAAACUCAGAAAAAACAAGUCAAGGCGGUCUUUUACAGGAAAACAUCGCGAGCCCAAAAGGCACACUUCUCGAAUCUCUACCUCGAGAAUCACCCAAGAUCAAGAGCACUCCGAAGCAGAUGGAUCAAAGAGCCAUAAGGAGGGCAAAGAUCAAAUGUCAAGAGCAGUAAACCCCGACUUGAAAGACGAGAAGAGAUUGGAUGUUGGGGAAGCGAAGAAAGAAGCUAGUCCUGCAGCUCAAGAAAAUCCUUUCGAGCAAAGCCUUACGGAACGGAAGUACGCCAGGAAGAUAAGUCUUUUGUUACGUACGCAGUCGACUCGAGGUAUAUAAACCCCGCCCCUUGGGUUCUUCGCUAGAAUGACCCCUGCAGAGAUGCCCAUCAUGUUGGCGGGAAGAGUUGUUCGGGGUUGCCGGAGCGCGCUGCGCUGACCCCAAAGGUACUUGCCCAGGUUCAAAAUGUAAGAAGUAUGACGGAGUACAUCAGAAGCUCCAAGAGGCAUCUAUUAGUUAAGAUAUCCAGUUCGUUUACGGAGUACAACCGGCAAUUCGAAGUGAAAUUCAGGCAACGACCAUUGGUUGCUCACGGGACCUCUCACGAUUCGACUGGGCAUCUAAAUAUGGACUGAGACUCGACGCUUUCACUCGCCCCCGAAAGCACAAGCCAAGCACUGCCCCACGCCAAACGAACCAACAGAAAUCCUGGUCAAAGCAAUGGUGCCAAGAACCAGCUAGUUUGGACC